UUGAUAAACUGGAUAAUAUGAAUAAGAAGCUUGUAAAUGAAGGUUUUAACAAUCUCAUUAAGCAAAAUGAGGAUGAAGGUUCAAUUAUAUUUCCAGUUAAUACAUUGCUCCCUGCUGGGUCUAAGGAAAGAGAAGAAGCUAGUGUAGAUCUUUGUACUACAAUUUCUCAUUGCAGAGUUGCCAUGACAAUUAAGUUACCGAUUCGACUGUUUACAUUUGAGAUUUCACUACAAUUAAGAGCUAAAAAGAAGCAACAAAGCUUCCUUACUAAAGAAGAAGUAAUUGAGAUCGGUAAGUCCCUUCAACUUGAUGAUGAAUCAGAUAUCGAUGAUGCUCUGCGAUAUUUACACAAUGUCACUAUCAUUCUUUAUUAUCCUGCUGUCCUACCAAAUAUAAUAUUUGUUGAUCCUGAACCAAUUCUUGAUGUCCUUUCACGUUUAAUUGCUAUCAGAUAUGUUAACCAUAAGGAUCGAAAUUUGAUUGCUAAUCCACCUCCUUCACCAGAUGAAACACGUGACUUCAUAAAAUAUGGUCUUUUUAAAGAAGAUCUUUUAGAAAUAAUUGGUAAGCAGAGAAUUUUUAAUAAAAAUUUUGAGUCAUCUCACAUGAUUGAUCUUCUAAAACACCUCAACAUCAUUGCUGAAGUAGAAAAUAAAGGAGAAAGGGAAAAAACUCAUCUCCGUGUCAUCACUGAUGUCAAAAAUAAGGAAAAGAAAAAUGAUUAUUUUUUCCCUUGUGCAUUACCAUCUUACAACAAGCUCAACCCUGCCUCAAAAGAAGUACGACCACUUCUGAUAGCAUGGAAGAUUUGCAAUAGGGGCACAACAACUCUAGCCAUUCCUCAAGGAUUAUUUCCUCUAACCAUUGUACACCUUUUAGAGAAAAGGGAUAUAGUAGACUUUUGUCCAGUAGGCAAAGAAUAUUACAGAUAUCAUGAUGCAAUGUCACUUUGUGUUUACGAAAAAUACUACAUAGAUAUCAUCAAUUGCUAUACACAUAUCGAAAUACGUUUUGAUGAUUGCAAGGCAUCUUGUCCAGAAAUUUGUGAAUUAGUCACAGAAGCUAUCAAAAGAAGCAGUAAGGAUCUCAAUGUUGAUGAUCAUCAUAUUUUUGCAUUCAAAUGUCCCAGCAAAAAUGAACAAUGUUACUGUAUUGCUAAAGAAGAUAAAUCUUCUGCCAGAUGUAUUCAAUGUCGACCAAAAUGCGAUGUACUAAAAGGUGAUGAUGAUAGUUAUAGUUGCUGGUUUAAGAAUCGAUUGUCCGAUCCAGGAGCUGCAGAAGUGGCAUCAUUAGCAGGUCCAGUGCAACCCACUGAAUCAUUAA
Amphimedon queenslandica is the source of this 1323-nucleotide messenger RNA. RefSeq lists its product as uncharacterized. The record is from RefSeq and is a predicted model, not a curated record. NCBI's taxonomy places the organism in Eukaryota, Metazoa, Porifera, Demospongiae, Haplosclerida, Niphatidae. The annotation marks the transcript as partial. The transcript has 2 exons.